Messenger RNA from Aureobasidium melanogenum CBS 110374, 1752 nucleotides. RefSeq lists its product as uncharacterized. NCBI's taxonomy places the organism in Eukaryota, Fungi, Ascomycota, Dothideomycetes, Dothideales, Saccotheciaceae. The transcript has a single exon. The record is from RefSeq and is a predicted model, not a curated record. The coding region runs from base 1 to 1752 and encodes 583 amino acids.
AUGUGUUACCAUAGAUACACUUCGCACCCUUGCGGCCACAAGAGUCAGUCGCUUGGAAAAUGCAAUGUCGACAUUCUUGCUACACAAGUGUUGUUUUGCAACAACUACCACGUCCUGAAUGACGCCUCAUUGACUUUCUGUGGCGGUAGCUAUUGCAAAGAGGAUAAAGAGACUGCUUAUUGGGUCGAGAAUGGAUUGACCCUACUGACGGCAUGCAACGACGAUCUUGUGGACAUCAAGUAUCGCCUUCAGACUCUACAUCAGGAACUCACGGUUGCUGCCAAGUACAGGGACGCUUUUGGCCCUCAACAAGGAAAGGAGAUUGAUAGAGUCCGAACCAAACACGAAGAGUAUGUUGAACUGCGUCAGAGGGGUGCAGAGACCAGAGACAGACGUCAGCUCAUCUUGGACGGCAUCAAAAAGGCCAGAGAAAAGCAACAAGCUGUCCAUGCAGACAAAAUGCGCAGAUUGCAGCAGUACGUCAACGCGCACAAACCACAGUCUGCUGUCGCUGCUUCACCGCAGGGCAUCCCGAAGGCCAAUCAUAUGUUCGAGGGAAGAAGAUUGAUGAAGCGCGCAGAAUCCAGUAUCUGGGAAACCGGCGAUACUUCUGCCACCCCGUGUCGACCUACUACCAAUCUACUUAUUUCCCCCUUCAGACACACACCUAAGUUCCCGGACUCUCCAUCUCUGGCGUACUCUAGCCCUCCCUCUCUGGCAACGCCUAUUUCCCUAGCAGACCGCACAGCAGAGGUCAUGUCCAGCUCCUCUCCACGUAAGAAGAGACGUGGAAGACCUCCAAAAGCCAGUCAGAUGGACGACGUAGAAACCCAAUCGCAAAUCAUAUCCGAAGUACCUUCUCGUGGUGCCCAAAUCAACAACGAUGAUUCCCCCGUAGCCAACAACCAACGUCCAGCGCCUAAACUUCAAACGACCAAACGCAGCAAUAAGAAGGAAUCACCUGCUCAGCGUAUCUCGCCAGCCGGUGUUCGCCGUAGCGGACGCACCAAGCAACGAGUCAGCUAUGCUGAAUCGCCUUCUCCGUCGCCAGAACACUCUGCUUUAGACCAGCCCAAGCGGUCAACCAGAGCUACCAGAGCCCCAAGAAACAAGAGAAUGUCUCAGCAAGACGACGUGUAUGCUAUCGACGAGGAUGAUGGCGGCGAAGAAGAUCACGGUUUUGAGGAUGAUGAUGAAUGGCAGGGUGGCGAUGGAAACGCAGAAGACGACAUGGACAUUGAGCCUACUCCUGUUGUAAAGGCACGUUCGAGUACAAAACGCACCGCAGUAUCUCCCCCCGGCAGUUCGCGCUCCACUAAACGCCAGGCCAUGAUUGCGCCCAGAAACACUGCUCAUCGUGGUUCUGACGACGGUGAAACGAUGGACGUCGAUGCUGAGUAUGAAUUGGACCAGGGAUACACGUACUCUACAAUCCCGUCGACGACCUCCAAAGGCGCUUGUGACAUGCCCUCGACACCACAAACUCACAACAUGGCCAUCGAGAACAAGUCAAACCUGUUGUAUAACGCCAAACCGACGAUCGGUCCAUUGAACCCUAAUGUCUUGAACUUUCAGGGUCAGAAUCCAGCUGGUCCUGACAUGUCACCGCUGCGUCGAUCAGACUGGUUGAACGGAUUAGAUGGGGCUGACGCGAUUCUGUCAUUAGCCGACAUCGACGAUCCUUACAACUAUGACUUUGAUGUGUACGCCAUGAGCAAAGUCGUUGCUAAUCUCGAUGCUCAGCAGGGCUAG